Molecule: messenger RNA, 553 nt
Organism: Phytophthora infestans T30-4
Lineage: Eukaryota; Oomycota; Peronosporomycetes; Peronosporales; Peronosporaceae
Exons: 2
Coding region: 47-553 (168 amino acids)
Biological process (GO): regulation of DNA-templated transcription
Molecular function (GO): DNA-binding transcription factor activity
Source: RefSeq, a predicted model, not a curated record
CUUCUUUGACGGGAUCCAUUUCGCAAUUUCCACGCAGUACACCUCGAUGCCAGCGGACUUCGACCAGAAUGCAAUCAAGCGGCCAGGACUGGCCGCGACGGUCAGUGCGAACGAUGUAUCGGCAUUGCUGAGUAUGAGCGCCUCGCCUUCUUCGUCGUUCGAGCGUAUUCGAAUCGGGAAAUGUCCACAAACACCUCGUUCACGCAGACCGCGAGAGACCAUUACGCUCACGCCCCAGGAGAUGCAAACUCUCAGCGCGGACGAAAUACGCAAACGGAAGAACGCGGUUGCCGCGCAGCGUGCGCGGGACCACAAGGAACAACGCACGAGGGAUUUGGAAGAUAUGGUGCGAGAACUCUGGAAGCGAGUGCAAUAUCUUGAGUCAGUGAUCCAAGUACUGCACCCGAACGAGUCGAUGGAUGGUCUGUACAAUCAAUACGAACCCUACGCGGUGUCACGAACCAUUCGUCCGCUGAUCCGUGUGGAUGAUGAGAGCGGACGUUCGCCACCGUCAAGUAACAUGAAGCAGCUGGCCUGGCUGCUGGUGCUUUAA